AUGACGGAGACACCCGAUCAAGCCCGUCCGCUCGCCUCCGUCCGCCCCACCAGCAGCGACGACGAGGAGGCCGAGCCAACGACCGCCAAAUCCCGCCGUCGCAGGCGGCUCCUCGUCUGCUCAGCCACCGCCGCCGGAAUCCUCCUGAUCCUGGCCGCCACCGCAGCCGCCCUCGCCCUCACCGUGUUCAGGAUCCGAGAUCCGGUGAUCCGGAUGAACGGCGUCGCCGUCCAGCGUGCGGAUCUCGUCGCCGGCACCGCCAUGCCGCGGCCGGGGUCCAACAUGACCAUAGCCGCCGAUGUGUCCGUGAAGAACCCGAACUUCGCGACGUUCAGGUACCGGAACACGACGACGGCGAUCUACUACCGGGGAGUCGUUAUCGGGGAGGCGCGGGGGCCGCCGGGGAGGGCGAGGGCGCAGCGGACGAUGAGGAUGAACAUCACGGUGGAUGUGAUGAUGGAUCGGGUGCUGUCGCAGCCGGAUCUGGCGUCGGAUCUCGCGUCGGGUGUGGUGACGAUGAGCAGCUACACGGUGGUCGGCGGGAGGGUGAGGGUGCUGAUGAUCGGAAAACACGUGACGGUGACGAUGAACUGCAGCAUGACGGUGAAUAUCACGAGCCGGACGAUUAUGGAGCAGAGGUGUAGGCGAAGGGUCAGAAUCUAG
Molecule: messenger RNA, 663 nt
Organism: Striga asiatica
Lineage: Eukaryota; Viridiplantae; Streptophyta; Magnoliopsida; Lamiales; Orobanchaceae
Source: the annotation of a GenBank genome assembly